CGCGCGCUCGGGCUCGGUCCUUCAGUUGAUCUCUUAGCGGACGGUGAAGGUUACCUGCUUCAACAGUGCUUGAACGGCAACCUUUUAACUGUCUUCAACCACCCCGGGACGCGAGUUAUCGCUUUAGCAUCGCUCACCUUUCCAUCAACAACAUUUCUUCAAAUUUAAGCCACCCGCUCGCUGAUUUAUUCUAAGCACUUCUACAGACGUAGCUAAUAGCUAGCCAAGUGUUUGUUUUGCUAAUACGCAAGAAGCUUAUCGACCUGCUCACGGAAAGACCUGCCGCGACAACCUGAACAAUGACUUCACAGGUGAGACAGAAUUUCCACCAGGACUGUGAGGCUGCCAUCAACAGGCAGAUCAACCUGGAGCUGUAUGCCUCUUACGUCUAUCUGUCUAUGUCGUACUACUUCGACCGUGAUGACCUGGCAUUGCCCAACUUUGCCAAGUUCUUCCUCAAUCAGUCACAUGAGGAACGUGAGCAUGCUGAGAAACUAAUGAAACUUCAGAACCAGAGGGGAGGAAGAAUCUUCCUACAAGAUGUCAGGAAACCAGAGAGGGAUGAGUGGGGCAGUGGCGUUGAGGCUCUUGAUUGUGCCCUGCAGUUGGAGAAGAGCGUGAACCAGUCGCUGCUGGACUGCCACAAGCUCUGUGCUGAUCACAACGACCCACAUUUGUGUGAUUUCAUUGAGACUCACUACUUGGAUGAGCAGGUGAAGUCAAUCAAGCAACUGGCAGAUUGGGUAACCAACCUGCGCCGCAUGGGAGCUCCUCAGAACGGACUGGCUGAGUACCUGUUUGACAAACAUACCCUGGGCAAAGAAAGCAGCUAAAUAUCUUCAGCUUCAAUAUACAAACUCUUGUUUAAAUUCAUAUUUGUGUCUUUAUUCCAAAAAUUUCAAAGACUUAAGCCAUUUGCAUGAUGUUAGUACUGGCUAGUAAUUUAAACCGCCCUUUACUGAGAUGUUUUCACCCACACUAUGCUUUACACGUAAACCCCUGCCAGCUGUAUUCAAAGCUCACUCUUGUAUCUUGUGCUUGGCUUUAUUUGCUGUGUUUUAUCCCAGGUGUUAAACAAACUUAAUAAAUAAAACCUCUGGAUUCUGA
Molecule: messenger RNA, 1107 nt
Organism: Betta splendens (Siamese fighting fish)
Lineage: Eukaryota; Metazoa; Chordata; Actinopteri; Anabantiformes; Osphronemidae
Product: ferritin, heavy subunit
Exons: 5
Coding region: 300-833 (177 amino acids)
Biological process (GO): iron ion transport; intracellular iron ion homeostasis
Cellular component (GO): cytoplasm
Molecular function (GO): ferric iron binding; ferrous iron binding
Source: RefSeq, a predicted model, not a curated record